AUGGCGCAGGAAUUCGUCCAGGCUAAAAUCAAAGGAGACAAAGUAGUCUUGUUUAUUAAGCCAACAUGCCCGUACUGUAUCACAGCCAAUGAUGUUUUGUCCAAAUACAAGUUCAAGCCAGGACAUCUGGAGUGUAUUGACAUCAGUGCGCGACAAGACAUGAGCAGCAUGCAGGACUACUUCCUGGAACUCACCGGCGCCCGCACCGUCCCAAGAGUGUUCAUCGGAGAGGAUUGUAUUGGCGGUGGCAGUGACGUGGCGGCUCUGCAUAAGAGUGGGAAACUGGAGGGAAUGCUGCAAUCCAUCGGGGCUCUGCAGUGA
This is a messenger RNA of Nerophis lumbriciformis (worm pipefish), 321 nucleotides long. Lineage: Eukaryota; Metazoa; Chordata; Actinopteri; Syngnathiformes; Syngnathidae. The record is from RefSeq and is a predicted model, not a curated record.